AUGACGGCUUCAACUUCAGUUUCAGAUGUCAUUAAUCCAACUUUGCGAGUUAAAGAUAAUAACAAACAUAAUUAUGAACAAAUUGAGGAAAAUUCCGAUGAACUUAACAUAAUGGUUGAAAAAUCAAAUACUUCGGAAGUUCAAUUAGAUUCUUCAAUUGCAUUGAUAUCGCAAAGAACCAAAACAACUGUACAUAAGAAUCUAUCAAAUCGAAGAUGGUUCGUUUUAGCAUCAUUUUCGCUUCUUUCGUUUUCCAAUGCGGUUCUUUGGAUCACUUUCGGACCAUGUCUUUACAUUUUCAUGGAUCAUUAUCAACAAACUCCAUCAACUAUAAACGCAUUAGCUACAGUAUUUAUGAUAGUAUAUCCUAUAUUCUUAGUCCCUAUCCUCAAAAUAUAUGACAAAUGGGGUUUACGACAGGGAGUUCUCGUCGGUGCAUUUUUAAAUGCUUUUGGAACUUUUUUAAGAUUCAUGGGUUCUUUUGGGCCAUCUGGGUUUUGGUUAUUAUUUUUGGGUCAAACAAUUGCAGCCAUUGCCGGAGUUUUUAUUUUGGGAGUUCCCCCAAAAUUAGCAAACACUUGGUUUGAAUUUGGGGAACAAAAUUUGGCAACCGGAAUUGGAGUUACUGCUAAUAAUGCUGGAAUUGCUGUUGGAUUUUUAUUAUCACCAUGGUUUAUUAAACAAGCCACGGCAAAGGAUGAUAUCCCCAAAUAUUUGUUAAUACAAUUUGGUUUCUGUUCACUUAUAUAUUUGAUCUGUGUUACUACUUUUACAGCCGAAUCCAAUUCAUCUCGAAGGAAACAAAGUCGUAAAUCCACGACGAUACUUUCGACAAUAAAUGCUUUCUGCUCAGAUAAAGUAUUUAUGUUACUUGCAUCAUCAUAUGGGUUAACCGUUGGGGCAUCAUUUGCUGUGAGCACUUUAUUAGCACAAAUUUCUCAAGUUGGAUUCUUGGGAUUCCUUAAUGUGGUAGCUGGAAUGGUUGGAUCUGUUCUAAUUGGAGUUUAUCUUGAUCGCACAUUCGCAUACAAACGAUCAUGUCGUACAUUAUAUAUGAUUGCAUUUCUUUCGCUAUUUGCCUUCAUUAUAGCUUUGAAGAUCAGAAGCAUGUCUUUACUAACAGUUUCAUGCAUGUUCUUUGGAAUAGCUUCCUUUGCGAUAACUCCGGCAAUAUUCCAAUAUGCGCCAGUAAUUACUUCCAGUCGUCUAGGAGAAGAUGAAAUCACAAGUACAGGAAUUCUAAAUUCUGUAGUACAAAUAUGGGGCAUCUUACUUGUUGCCAUGAUGGACACUAUUGAAAAUGUCAAUCAGCAAUUUACAAUGGAAUUGUCUUGUUGGUUGUUACUUGCCAUUGUAUUUAUAGGCUUAAUAUUGAUGUGGCUAGUUAAAGAAGACUAA
This is a messenger RNA of Funneliformis geosporum, 1398 nucleotides long. The record is from the annotation of a GenBank genome assembly. Lineage: Eukaryota; Fungi; Glomeromycota; Glomeromycetes; Glomerales; Glomeraceae.